AUGAUGGAUUACCAUCAUUUGACCAAUUCAUCACCAACCCCUACUUCGCCAACUUCGACACCAAUAUUAACAACGGCAUCUAAAAAACAAUCAUUGUCUAUCCUCGCGGGCAGCAGUUCCAAUCAGCAGCAGCAACAGCAGCAGCCGGGCUCUUCCACCUCCUCGACAGCCGGCGGCAACCAGAUUCCGAUGGGUCGCGGGUCUUCUCCCAACACAUCGACCUAUGCUCCCAUUGCACCCAUGCCAAAACACAGCAUCCCGUCAAUGUCCCCGUCAUCAUCUGCAAGCUCACCCACCCCAUCGUCCACAUCAUCUACUCCAUCCUAUAUGCCUUCACCAUCAAUGAUGACCAAUCAAAUCCUUGACCAACAAUCUAUUCCUCCCAUUUCCAAUAGUAAUAGUAGUAAUAGUAGUAGUAGUAAUAGCAAUAAUAAUAAUAAUAAUAAUAAUAAUAAUAGUGGGAAAUUUUCGACAUCCUCACAUCCUUAUUUACAUCAUCCCACUCACCAUGGGACAAACCGAUCACUUUCUCCCUCCCCACCACUUCCUACCCAUCCUUUCAAUGAUAAGGCAACAUCAUCAUCUCAACAACAACACCUCCAUGGACAUGGGCGUCAGUAUCGGCAACAUGCCACCAUAUCAUCGCCACCCCAAAAAUUCCAACUUCCCUCAAUCGACCCAUCAAAUGAUCACCCUAGAGGAAAUAGCAGUAGUAGUAGUAGUAAUAGUAGUACUACUAUGACAAACAAUGGAAAACAUUUUCAAAACGAUAAGGAAUCUUUUGGAAAAAUGAAUCAUUAUCAAAAUCAAUAUGCACAUCCGCAUCAACACCAUCCUCAUCAACAACAACAACAACAGUAUCAACAUCACCAAACAUUGAUUAGUAAUGAAGAAGACAACGAUGACGAGGUAUCACAUUUUUUACCUCCAGCAAGAGGAUCUUCUUCAUCAACAUCAACAUCGACCACUACUAAUCCCAUGGUGAUGAGUCCUAUUCCAAACAACAAUAAUAACAACAACAUCAAUAUAAAUAGUGGUAGUGGAGGUAGUAGUAGAAUUAGUUCACCUCCUCCAUCGCCGUCGGUUGGCACCAUCCACUCGUUACAUACUUGGCAGAGCCAUCCUCAUCCAGGAUCGCCACCCCCACCCGAAAUGCCAACACCGCCAGCCGAAAAGAAAAAAAGGGGGAGACCGCCAAUCCCCCGUAUUCCAGAAUGUGCCAUGUGUCACCGAGGGCAAACACCCGAAUGGAGACGUGGACCCAAUGGAGAGAAUCUUUGCAAUGCAUGUGGUUUACAAGAGUACAAAAAGAAAAAGAGUCAAAAUCAAAAUAAUAAUAAUAAUAAUAACUCUAAUGAUAUUAAUAAUAAUAAUAAUAACAACAGUACCUCAAGUAACAAUAAUGAAGAAAGAAAACCAUCAAAUAAUAGAUUGAAUAAUAGUGGUAAUAAUAUUCCUACUAUAAAUAAUCUACAUGAUGGUCCAUCAUCUUCUACAACAACAACAACUACGAAUCAUCAUCAUCAUCAUAAUAAUAAUAAUCAUAAUAAUCAUCAACAUACUCUACCAAUUGUAACAAAUUUAAAUAAUAAUAAUAAUAAUGGUAGAUUAAUUAAUAAUAAUAAUAGGAAUAAUAAUAAUAAUAAUAAUUAUGGAGUUGAGAUGAUUCAACCAUCACAUCAUCAAUCAUCAUCAUCAAAUCAACCACAAAUAUUACAUCAGGCACCAGCACCAACAACAGCUGCAGGAAGUGGUAUGAGUAGCGGCUCUUACCAUUUCCAUAGUAACGACGAUGAUGAUGAUGAUGAAGAUGAGUUUGUCCCUCCACUUCCUUCCCAUCCUGUUCAAAUGAAACGAUCCGAUGCCCAUAAAAUGGUGUCUCAUGCAAUAUAUUUAUCUGCUUUUUGUUUAUCAAUCGAUCGAAACUCGGUUCAAUUCAUGGAAAGCAAUCAUUGUGUGAUAGGAUCUUCGCAAGGUGAGGUAAACCAAAAUAUCAGUCCAUAG
This is a messenger RNA of Cavenderia fasciculata, 2004 nucleotides long. RefSeq lists its product as uncharacterized. Gene Ontology annotation, biological process: regulation of DNA-templated transcription. The transcript has 4 exons. Bases 1 to 2004 code for a protein of 667 amino acids. The record is from RefSeq and is a predicted model, not a curated record. Gene Ontology annotation, molecular function: zinc ion binding; sequence-specific DNA binding. NCBI's taxonomy places the organism in Eukaryota, Evosea, Eumycetozoa, Acytosteliales, Cavenderiaceae.